AAUGAUCCACAAAUUGCACAGAAGAUCAUAUCCGUUGCUUAGGCCAUGCCGAAGAUGGAUAUAUACCAACUUUUAUCCUGGUAGUAGGUUUGCAAGAGUUGAAGCAUCUCCGAAUUUUCCAAAGUCUGAAGAGAAAGUGCUUAAAUAUUGGGAUAAAAUUAAUGCUUUUGAAAAACAGCUGGAGAUCACUAAGGAUUUACCUCCAUUUACGUUCAAUGACGGACCUCCUUUUGCCACAGGGCUUCCACACUAUGGACACUUGGCAGUAGGAGCCAUUAAGGAUACAGUUUGCCGUUACGCUGUUCAGAAUGGCCACUACGUUGAGCGAAGAUUCGGAUGGGACUGCCACGGUUUGCCCAUAGAGUAUGAAAUUGAUAAAUAAACUUGGGAUCCAGACUAAACAAGAUUAUCAAAAGAUUGGUCUUAAAGAAUACAAUAACCAAUGCAGAGAUAUCGUCAUGAGGUAUUCAGCACAAUGGGAAACUAUAGUCAAAAGAUUCGGUAGAUGGAUCGAUUUCAAGAAUGAUUACAAAACGAUGGACACAAGUUACAUGGAAUCUGUGUGGUAUGUCUUCAAGCAGAUGUAUGAUAAAGGCCUUGUGUAUAAAGGAUCUAAGGUCAUGCCAUAUUCAACCAAAUGAAAUACAGUCCUUUCUAAUUUUGAGGCUGGGUCGAAUUAUAAGAAAAUUAGAGAUCCAAGUAUCUUGAUUACUUUCCCAGUUCUUUCUCAAGAAAAUACGUCAUUUUUAGCUUGGACUACAACUCCUUGGACUCUUCCAAGUAACCUAGCCCUUGCUGUAAAUCCUGAAAUGGAGUAUAUCACCUUCGUACACCCAGAGACUGGGCAUAACUAUAUUAUUGCAAAGAAUCGGAUGAAGGAGGUGUUCAAACUCCUUGGGCUUGAAAAAUCCAAGAAGGCUAAGAAGACAAAAGACCUCAAAAUUAUAUCUAAAGUUAAAGGAUCUGAACUAAUUGGUCAGCAUUAUGAACCCCUAUUUAAUUAUUUCAGCCAGGAAAUGGAAUCUUCCUCAGCAUUCAAAGUCAUUUCAGGAGAUUUUGUCACUGACCAAGAUGGUACAGGGAUUGUUCAUUGAGCCCCUGGGUUUGGAGAAGAUGAUUUCCAUGCUUGUGUCCGGGAAGGGAUUAUUUCCCCAGGGUCGCCACCUUGUCCGAUAGAUGAUAGCGGUAAUUUCACUAAAGAAGUACAUGAUUUCGAAGGAAUCAACUUCAAAGAAGCUGAUAAAGGGAUUAAAAAGGUACUAAAAGAGAGAGGAAGGCUGGUCUAUGAAGGAGUAUACGAUCAUAAUUAUCCUUUCUGCUGGAGAUCAGACACUCCUUUAAUGUACAGAGCUGUGAACUCCUGGUUCAUCAUGGUCACUGAUAUGAAAGAUGACUUAGUCAAAAAUAACUUGAAAGCUACUUGGGUACCAGAAUUUGUUCAGAAAAAUAGAUUUCACAACUGGUUAGCUGAUGCAAAGGAUUGGUGAUUUUCAAGAAACAGACUUUGGGGAAACCCAAUUCCUCUCUGGGUUUCUGAAGAUGGAGAAGAGGUAAUCUGAGUAGGCUCCAUAGAAGAACUCAGAGAACUAUCUGGAAGAAAUGAUAUCACUGAUUUACACAGAGAUUAUAUUGAUGACAUUACCAUUCCUUCACAACAAGGAAAAGGAGAAUUGAGAAGAAUUGAGGAAGUAUUUGAUUGCUGGUUUGAAAGUGGCUCAAUGCCUUUUGCACAACAGCAUUAUCCCUUCUCCAUCACUGAUGAGGAAUUCAAUAAAAUAUAUCCUGCUGAUUUCAUUGCAGAAGGAUUGGAUCAGACUAGAGGAUGGUUCUAUACCCUAAAUGUCAUUUCUACAGCUCUGAGAAAUAGCAAUCCUUACAAGAACCUUAUAGUAAAUGGAUUGAUCCUAGCAGAAGAUGGUGCUAAAAUGUCAAAGAGUAAGAACAACUUUCCAGAUCCAAUGAAGAUGGUGGACGAAUAUUCAGCAGAUUCCGUCAAGCUUUAUAUGCUUAACUCUCCUGUCGUCAGAUCAGAGCCAUUAAAGUUUUCGACUGAAGGUGUUAAAGGAGUUGUGAGAAGUGUGCUCCUACCUUGGUACAACUCUUACAGAUUUUUGAUUCAAAAUAUCCACAGAUGGGAAACCAAAUCAGGCCAGAAAUUCCAAUUUUCCUCUGACUUUAAAAGUUCUCAGGAUUAUGGACUAUUUGAUCAAUGGAUUCUCGGGAGGAAGGAGCAUUUGAAGGAACUUUUUAGAGAAGAAAUGGAUGCUUAUAAACUAGAUAAAGUAAUCAGACAUUUACUUUCUUUCAUGGAAGAUCUCACUAAUUGGUAUAUAAGAUUAAGCAGAGGCAAAAUGAAGGGCCAAGAAGGGAUAGAAUCAAUGCAUCAAUCCCUUCAUGUUCUAUAUGAAGUAUUAUUUUCUACGACAGUAAUGAUGUCAUGUUUCACUCCGUUCAUUUCAGAGCUGCUUUAUCUAAACCUUCGGAAUGGGCUUGAUAAGAACCACGAGGAUUAUCAAGACAGUAUCCAUUUCUUAAGGCUCCCAAAGGCUUCAGGAGGUCAAUAUGAUGAGGAAAUAUUUCCUCUGGUUGACCACAUGAAGAAGAUUGUAGAGCUUGUGCGUAAAAUCAGGGAUAUUGAAUGUGUCCCAAUGAGAAGACCUGUAAGAAAAGUGACAAUAAUUCAUAAAAAUCCUGAGAUAGCUGAAUCAUACAAUAUUUUUAGCAAUCACUACCAUACAGAGAUGAAUGCUCUAAGUAUUGAUCAAUCAGGUGAGGUUGAAAAGUACUUCAAGUAUGAUAUCAACUUCAACCACAGAUCUCUAGGUCAGAGGCUUGGAAGAGGCUAUACUAAGGAGCUUAGAGAUGGAAUCAUGAGCAUGACUAAUGAUGAUAUCAAUACUCUACUCAAUUCACAAGAAAUUAAUAUCAAUGGUAUUGUAAUCUACCCUGAAGAUGUAAGUCUUCACAAGAUCUUCCGCUCAGAUCUAGUUUCUAAGGAAGGAAUCAAGGGGAUCACUGAUGAAGAAUAUGCCAUUUUGGUUGAUUUCACAGAAGAUGAGAAGAUUAGGCAAUCUUUUGUGGCUAGAGAAUUCAUCAAUAAGAUUCAAAAAUUUAAGAAAGAUUUGAACAUCAACAUUGACGAUGAUAUUGAGAUCUAUUAUUCGACUGAAUCUGAAAACUUGUUAGGCACCUUCCAGACACAGAAGAAAAAUAUUGAGGAGAAUGUCUUUAAGAAAGUUCUGCUCUUGGAAGACCAAAGUUACAUUGAGCAGCUUGAGCAUAACAAAAUAGAAAUUGAAGGCGAGGAGGUUAAUAUUUACAUAAGAAGAAAAUAAUAAAUUUCAAUAUUCU
Molecule: messenger RNA, 3351 nt
Organism: Moneuplotes crassus
Lineage: Eukaryota; Ciliophora; Spirotrichea; Euplotida; Euplotidae
Source: the annotation of a GenBank genome assembly